Alternaria hordeiaustralica is the source of this 2277-nucleotide messenger RNA. RefSeq lists its product as uncharacterized. NCBI's taxonomy places the organism in Eukaryota, Fungi, Ascomycota, Dothideomycetes, Pleosporales, Pleosporaceae. Bases 1 to 2277 code for a protein of 758 amino acids. The record is from RefSeq and is a predicted model, not a curated record. The transcript has a single exon.
AUGGCCGGCCAACCAUCAUACCCCGCCAAUACCAACCUCACCUCCAACCCACCACUCCCAUCGGCAUCAUCACAGUCCAACGUCGCAUUUACACCAAGCGCAACCUCCAUCGCCGACUCCUCCGACAACGAGUUUGAGCCAACCCCCGUCCACAGCCCAGGCGGUCCCCAGUAUGAAGAUUUGCCACCAUCCUACGACGAGGCGCGGGACCAAGCCGUCCACGACACGCGUCAUGGCAUCGCGCCCGUAGACCCCAGCCAAAUCGAAGCCCAUCGCAUUACUGCCAAUGAAGGACCAAACGAGCCAGAAGUAUGGGAGUACCGUGUAAGAGGCGAAGAACCAGAUCCUGCAAGUGAACAGGAACAAGCGCCGGAUUAUGCGAAUCAUACAAACGACAAGGCCACAAGUGUCCCAGUCCAGCAUGUCAGUACGAGUGAGAACAUCGCAGUGGGACGAGUGCAUAGCGAACCUACUUCUUCGUCGAGCAAACAGCCCGAUCUGGCUUCUGACUUGCUCACCCAAGCCUUGAAGUUCAGCCGUGAAGAACCAGAUGCUAAGGCGCAGUAUGCUCCGCAUCUAAACCGCAUCAUCGCGAUACCUGACCAUGCAGGACCGGCAAGACGUGCAGAUGAACACGUAUACUUCUUAGUUGCGUACGCUGAAGUGUUGGACCGGCAUUCCAUCAAGCCAGCCGAGUUUGCAGAGUUCUUGUACGGUCUACAGGUCCUGACUACAGCCGCGCACACGACGGCCGAAGACUUGCUACACGAAUCGACGCAUGAAGGACUCUCUUCCAGCAUCGUACACGACUACAUUCGAGGAGCGAAUGAAGCUUUCUUCGCGCCGAGAGGUCUGAUUGUGUCGUUCCGCAGCGAGACUGCGCUUCUGGAUAUGCUACCUAUACCUGCGGGCCACAAACCCACCGUUCUCGCCAACUUGGCCGAUAAGUCUGCAACGGCUGAAUGGCGUGCAAGGCAAUUAUACCCCUGGAUCGAAGCUCUCGACGCUGACGCAGUGCCGAUGCCGAGCGAGAGAGUGCUUAAGCUGCAUGAGAUGAGUGAACGGUUCUCGGGUCAGACGGCUACUGGCUCGCCUGAUUAUGUUGGAAACACAUCGUCGCAUAACAGGGCGCUAGGAUCUGCUGGAACAUAUGAAGACCCACCUCACUCCAUUCCUGGACCUCCAGAGGAGUCUUCACACGCACAUGGUCGACACGGACGGGGUGGCCAUCAUCCUCGCGGCAGACGAGGCGGUCACUGGUCACCCUUUGGUAUGCCAGGCCAUGGCCCCUUCGGUGCACCUGGCAACGGACCUUUUGGUACACCUGGCAAUGGGCCUUUCGGGCGCGGCGGUCGAGGACCAUUCGGGCCCCGAGGCAACACCUUCUUCGGUAGAGGAGGCUGCUCCUCUCGUGGCGGACGUGGACGUGGACGUGGACCACCACAAUCCGGAAACGAGUGGGCAGAAGUAGGCAAAGAAUUAGGAAAGAUUGGGGAGCAAUUCGGUAAACACAUGGGUGAUUUGGGUGUUGAGAUCGGUAAACGCGCUAGUGCUUUCGGGGUGGAGGUGGGUAGGAUGGCUAGUGGAAAUGCAGGUGGAAGUGUGAGUAUGAGUGGGAACAGAGGGCCUACUACCUCAGGUCCUGCCUCGUACGAGCAAGUCCACAACGACCUACCACCUGCGUACGAUACGCCACCGGGCCAAGAAACAGGCGUGCUAUACGGCGACCGCAAAAUCGACACGGCAUACCCCACCGACAAGAAGGAUAAGGGCAAAGCUGCAGUCAAGGACCUGGAUGACGACGACGAUACCUCCUCAAUAUCAUCAGAUAGUUCAGACUCGUCCUCGGACUCUGAUUCUGAAUACGAUUCUGACUCCGACUUCACCCCUGCCACCACCGACAAGACCAAAGCCCUCAGAGUCGCACGCCGCCAGAUCAAACAACGGAACCGCCAACUCAAGAAAGACCACAAAGCCAAGAAACGCGAACUCAAAGCCAAAGCCAAACACACCGACACCAAGGGCAAAGGUAAAUCCAAAUCCAAGAAGGAUCCGGAAUGGAAGGCUGCGAAGAAAGAGUAUAAAGUGCAGAGGAAGGAGUUGAAGAAGGAGAGAUUGGCUGUGAAGAGGGAGUGGCGGGAGGCGAGAGAGGAGAUGAAGAGGGAGAAGAGGGGGGUGAAGGCCAUGGCGGUUGGUGGGAAAGCGCGAGAGGGGUCUGAGAAGGGAGGAGAGGGAAAGAUGGGGGUAUGGUUGGUGAUUGAGAAUUUGGCGCCUUGA